Molecule: messenger RNA, 4995 nt
Organism: Sorex fumeus (smoky shrew)
Lineage: Eukaryota; Metazoa; Chordata; Mammalia; Eulipotyphla; Soricidae
Gene: GIGYF2
Product: GRB10 interacting GYF protein 2
Exons: 29
Coding region: 179-4054 (1291 amino acids)
Biological process (GO): insulin-like growth factor receptor signaling pathway
Cellular component (GO): proximal dendrite; vesicle; perikaryon
Molecular function (GO): protein binding
Source: RefSeq, a predicted model, not a curated record
GCCAUCUUGUGUUGUUGAGGCUGAGGGCUGACUGGGGUUUCUGAGAGACUCCGAGUCCCGGGGCUGCAGUGUUAAACGGACCUGAUUGUAGUCUGCUCAAACCUCCUGCUGUGAACCAGCAGAACUUUUGAACAGGUUUCUCCACAUAGAAAAGUCGAUUGUAAAAAUACGGGAAAGAAUGGCAGCGGAGACGCAGACACUGAACUUUGGACCUGAAUGGCUCCGAGCUCUGUCGAGUGGCGGUAGCAUCACCUCCCCUCCGCUGUCUCCCGCGCUGCCGAAGUAUAAGUUAGCAGAUUAUCGCUACGGCAGAGAAGAAAUGUUAGCACUUUUCCUCAAAGACAACAAGAUACCUUCAGACCUUCUGGAUAAAGAAUUUCUGCCUAUUCUGCAGGAGGAGCCCCUGCCGCCACUGGCUCUUGUACCCUUUACAGAAGAAGAACAGAGAAACUUUUCCAUGUCUGUAAAUAGUGCUGCUGUCCUGAGGUUGACGGGACGAGGAGGAGGAGGAACGGUGGUGGGGGCUCCCAGAGGUCGAAGUUCUUCAAGAGGGAGAGGCAGAGGCAGAGGUGAAUGUGGUUUCUACCAAAGAAGCUUUGAUGAAGUAGAGGGUGUGUUUGGUCGUGGAGGUAGCAGGGAAAUGCAUAGGUCGCAGAGCUGGGAGGAAAGGGGAGACAGACGUUUUGAAAAGCCAGGACGAAAAGAUGUAGGAAGACCAAAUUUUGAGGAAGGCGGACCAACAUCAGUGGGAAGAAAGCAUGAAUUUAUACGAUCAGAAAGUGAAAAUUGGCGUAUCUUCAGGGAGGAGCAGAAUGGAGAUGAUGAAGACGGAGGCUGGCGGCUCGCUGGGCCCAGGAGGGACGGGGAGAGGUGGCGGCCGCACAGUCCUGAUGGCCCUCGUUCUGCAGGCUGGCGGGAACACAUGGAACGGCGGCGACGGUUUGAGUUUGACUUCCGUGACCGAGAUGAAGAACGGGGCUACCGCAGGGUGCGCUCUGGCAGUGGGGGCAUCGAUGAUGACAGGGACAGCUUGCCGGAGUGGUGCUUAGAGGAUGCGGAGGAAGAGAUGGGCACAUUCGACUCCUCUGGAGCAUUCCUCUCUCUCAAGAAAGUACAGAAGGAGCCUAUUCCAGAAGAGCAGGAGAUGGACUUCCGGCCUGUGGAGGAAGCAGAGGAGUGCUCUGACUCCGAGGGCAGUCACAACGAAGAAGCCAAAGAACCCGAUAAGACGAAUAAGAAAGAGGGAGAGAAAACCGAUAGACCAGGAAUUGAAGCUAGUGAGGAAACACCCCAAAUCUCUUCAUCAUCUGCUCCACCAAACACUCCUUCAGACCAUCAACCUCAGGAAGCAUCACAAUUUGAGAGGAAAGAGGAACCCAAAACUGAACAAACAGAAAAAGGUGAAGAAGACAGUCGGACAGAAAGUAGUCUACCAGCCAGAGUGCCCAGUAGGGGGAAUGAAAUGGUUCCUGACGUCCAGCAGCCCCUGUCACAGAUUUCAGACGCAGCCUCUCCACUUCUCAUACUUCCACCUCCUGUUCCCAGUCCUACUCCUGCCCUGCGGCCAGUUGAAACGCCAGCUGUCGGUGCUCCUGGCAUGGGAAGUGUUCCUACGGAGCCGGAUGAUGAGGAGGGUCUCAAACAUUUGGAACAGCAAGCUGAGAAGAUGGUGGCGUAUCUUCAGGACAGUGCCCUAGACGAUGAGAGACUGUCGACGAAGCUGCAGGAGCACAGAGCCAAGGGCGUGUCGUCCGUCCCAUUGAUGCAUGAAGCCAUGCAGAAGUGGUAUUACAAAGAUCCCCAGGGAGAAAUCCAAGGUCCCUUCAAUAAUCAGGAAAUGGCGGAAUGGUUUCAGGCGGGCUAUUUCACUAUGUCCUUAUUGGUGAAGAGAGCAUGUGAUGAAAGCUUCCAGCCCCUCGGUGACAUCAUGAAGAUGUGGGGAAGAGUUCCCUUCUCUCCUGGCCCAGCGCCGCCACCUCAUAUGGGAGAGUUGGAUCAGGAACGACUGACCAGGCAGCAAGAACUCACGGCCUUAUACCAAAUGCAGCACCUCCAAUACCAGCAGUUCUUAAUUCAGCAGCAGUACGCCCAGGUCCUCGCGCAGCAGCAGAAGGCGGCCCUGUCCUCCCAGCAGCAGCAGCAGUUGGCUCUGCUGCUCCAGCAGUUCCAGACUCUGAAGAUGAGAAUAUCCGAUCAGAAUGUCCUUCCCUCUGUAGCUCGGUCUGUGUCGGUCCCAGACACUGGCUCGAUCUGGGAGCUUCAGCCUGCAGCCUCACAGCCGACAGUUUGGGAAAGUGGCAGUGUGUGGGACCUUCCCCUUGACACGGCACCUUCAGGACCUGCUCUUGAACAGCUCCAGCAGAUGGAGAAGGCCAAAGCUGCAAAGCUAGAGCAGGAGAGAAGAGAGGCAGAAAUGAGGGCAAAACGGGAAGAGGAGGAACGAAAGAGGCAAGAAGAACUUCGGAGACAACAGGAGGAAAUGCUUCGGAGACAGCAGGAGGAAGAAAGGAAAAGACGGGAAGAGGAAGAGCUUGCCCGAAGGAAACAGGAAGAAGCUCUGCGGCGCCAGCGGGAGCAGGAAAUGGCAUUAAGGCGGCAGCGAGAAGAAGAAGAGAGACAGCAGCAAGAGGAAGCUCUAAGAAGGCUGGAAGAGAGGAGAAGAGAAGAGGAAGAGAGGCGGAAACAGGAGGAAUUGCUGCGCAAGCAGGAAGAGGAGGCUGCAAAAUGGGCUCGGGAGGAAGAGGAGGCCCAGCGCCGUCUCGAGGAGAACCGGCUGCGAAUGGAGGAGGAGGCGGCCAGACUCCGGCACGAGGAGGAGGAGCGGAAGAGGAAGGAGCUGGAGCUACAGCGGCAGAAGGAGCUCAUGCGCCAGCGGCAGCAGCAGCAGGAGGCGCUGCGGAGGCUGCAGCAGCAGCAGCAGCAGCAGCAGCUGGCGCAGAUGAAGCUUCCCUCUUCUUCAACGUGGGGCCAGCAGUCCAACUCAACGGCGUGUCAGUCCCAGGCAACGUUGUCAUUGGCUGAAAUCCAAAAACUAGAAGAGGAGCGGGAACGGCAGCUUCGAGAAGAGCAGCGGCGCCAGCAGCGGGAACUGAUGAAAGCGCUGCAGCAGCAGCAGCAGCAGCAGCAGCAGAAGCUCUCCGGCUGGGGCAACGUCAGCAAGCCCGCGGGUACCGCCAAGUCCCUGCUGGAGAUCCAGCAGGAGGAAGCCAGGCAGAUGCAGAAGCAGCAGCAGCAGCAGCAGCAGCAGCACCAGCAGCCGAGCAGAUCCCGGAAUACUCCACAUUCCAACCUGCACACCAGCAUGGGCAACUCUGUUUGGGGCUCUAUAAACACUGCUCCCCCAAACCAGUGGGCAUCUGACCUAGUCAGUAGUAUCUGGAGUAAUGCCGACACUAAAAAUUCCAACAUGGGAUUCUGGGAUGAUGCAGUGAAAGAGGUGGGACCUAGGAAUUCAGCAAAUAAAAACAAAAACAACGCCAGUCUCAGUAAAUCUGUAGGUGUGUCUAACCGGCAGAAUAAGAAAGUAGAAGAAGAAGAAAAGUUGCUGAAGCUCUUUCAGGGAGUAAAUAAAGCCCAGGAUGGAUUUACCCAGUGGUGUGAACAGAUGCUUCAUGCCCUUAAUACGGCAAAUAACCUGGAUGUUCCCACAUUUGUUUCUUUCCUGAAAGAAGUAGAAUCUCCCUACGAGGUCCACGAUUACGUCAGGGCCUACUUAGGAGACACCUCUGAGGCCAAGGAGUUCGCCAAGCAGUUCCUCGAUCGCCGUGCCAAACAGAAAGCCAACCAGCGGCAGCCGCAGCCGCAGCAGCAGCCGCAGCCGCAGCCGCCGCAGCAGCAGGACUCUGUGUGGGGGAUGAACCACAGUGCACUCCAUUCAGUAUUUCAGACCAAUCAGAGCAACAAUCAGCAAUCCAAUUUUGAGGCCGUACAAAGUGGCAAGAAAAAGAAAAAGCAGAAGAUGGUUCGAGCAGAUCCCAGUUUGUUAGGAUUUUCAGUUAAUGCUUCAUCGGAGCGACUCAAUAUGGGUGAGAUCGAGACUUUGGAUGACUACUGAGUGUCCACGACGGACUGGCCUGCCCUCUCCUCUCUGCUGACCACGGAUUCUCCACCUCUGGACACUUCCUCACCUUUACUCUUUAUCACUCUGCAACAAAUCACAGAACCGGUCAUCUCAGGCUUUUUCUUCUAGCUCUGUGUCCGAGAUUCUUUAGGCCCUUGUUGGCGAGCAUCUCAGACUGGAGGAGCGGAGCGGCCCCGUGUCUCGGGGGCAGUCGGGAUCGCUCCCCAACAAGCUGAUUCCUGGGCCCCAAUUUCACCUGCUAGCUCCCAGAAAGUGAGUUGGGACCUGCCAAUAGCAAUUUACUUUCUCUUGUCAUUCUUACUCUUCCUUCUUUUUUUCCUUCUUCCCUGCUCCCCCCGUUUCCCUCUAAGGGCACGCAAGGGGUCUUGCUGGUGCAAUCAUGAAGAGAGUGAACGGCAGCAGACCUGGGCCCGCAGCCCAGCGCCGGGUCGGCAGCCUCUGUGCUCCCGGGCUGAGCGGGGCCCGGCCGCUGCUGACUUGGGGUUGCGUCACAGAGCCCCGGCCCGGCGGCGGGGGUGGGGGCCCAGGGACUGCCUUGAUGUUGCACACAUCCCUCACCCCUUCUUUCUGAGUAGUUCUGGAGAAAGGGUCCGUGUUCUUCCUCCUUAGAAUAGUGACUUCCGCGCCAGCCAGCGUCUCAGACCCCUGGCAUACUCCAAACCCGAUUGGACAGAGAAGCCCCGUGGCCUGGGAGAGGGACUUGUGCUUAAUUUUUCUUUCUUACAAAAACUGAUUUUUCCCAUAAAUAUUUUUACUUCAGAGGACUAGGACCAGUUUGUUUUGGGCCUUUCUGCUGAAAAUUUGUCUCGUUUUAAGAGGCAGCUAGGAUCUUUACCAUAUGUAUGAAUUUGUAUAAUUUCAUUUUGGAUAGGGAUAAACUUUUGCUUCUGAUAAAAGCCCGGAAUUUCAUCUGG